Molecule: messenger RNA, 789 nt
Organism: Actinia tenebrosa (Australian red waratah sea anemone)
Lineage: Eukaryota; Metazoa; Cnidaria; Anthozoa; Actiniaria; Actiniidae
Source: RefSeq, a predicted model, not a curated record
AUUUCGAAAUAAUGGCGGGAGAUGAAGGACUCGUGUUUACAACUCUUCUUUUAAUCGUGGCUGUCUUUCUUCGCAAACGUUCACGAUUUCUUCGCAAUCUUCGAUUGUUAUCCUUAAGAGGGAGGCAAGGAGCAAAUCUGGCAUUUCUUUUGUCAAUACAACGACGAAAUCGCCCAAGAAGAAGGAAGUUAGCUUGGGUUUAUCCUAGGCCUCAGUUUUGGUUUGAAGAGCUUUUGAAUAACAGAAAUCUAGAUCAUUUGUGGCGUGAACAUUUUAGAGUUAACAGAAACACAUUUGAUUUUAUUUGUGGGAUUGUAGGUCCAUAUAUGAGCAAGCAGGAUACAAUCUUACGUCAAGCGAUACCAGUAGAGAAGCGAGUAGCUAUCGCUUUAUGGCGAUUAGCCACAGGGAACUCCUACAGAACUGUUGCGCUUAGUUUUGGAAUAGGACGAUGCACAGCAAUGAACAUUAAGGACGAGUUUUGUUCGGCUCUGAUGAGGCGUGUAAACGAAUUUAUCAAAUUCCCGAAGACAGAAGAUGAAACUAGACGUUGUAUACAGGGUUUCCAAAAUAUAAGCACAUUUCCUCAAGUUGUGGGUGCGCUAGAUGGAUCACAUAUUCCUAUAACAGCUCCAACAGAAAAUCCGAAUGAAUACCGCAACAGAAAGAAUUUUCACAGCAUAGUUUUACAAGGAGUUGCUGAUGCUAAUAUGAAAUUCAUCCAUAUAUGAACGAUGAUACCGAAAUUAAUCCAGUGCGCGAUGGAAACGUUGCUCCUCCUCUCCCCGG